GUCGUUCGCUAAUUGGGCAACGUCAUCAUUUGCUCUCGUUUUUUCUCAAAAAGUAUUAUACCCAGACGCUUUACAUACUUUUUAAAAAUUUUCUUAUACCAGACAGACCUUAUAAUUUGUUCUACUCUUUUCAACUAAUUAGUGAAUACAAUAUCAUUAUGCUACAGCCGGAGACACAAAAAAACGCACUGAAUAUCUAGCAAACUGAUGGAUUGUGAAUUGAGCAAACGUACUGACAAAAUAAAAACAAAAAUUGUUUCAGAUACAAUGUUGCCUAAAUUAAACACAAUUUUUUUUUAUUUUAUGAUAAUAAGUUGUACACAUAUGUAUAAAUACAUCUUGAACAAUUUUGUUAAUAAUCAGUUUACAAUCUACAUUGCACCUACAUACAUAUGAUAUUGAACUUUGAUUUUUUGAAUUAAUUAACGAAAAUUAACAUAGCACUAGAAAUGUACUCAAAAAAUAUAACAAAUUUUCUUCAACAUGGCUUAAAAUUCGUUUUAAAUAAAAGAUUAAAUUCAACUUUAACAGGAGGACCAAGUUUUAGAUUAACUGCAGAACAGACUGAAAUAGUAGAAUUAGCAAAGAAAUUUAGUAGGGAUGAUAUUGCACCUGUUGCAUCUCAUCAUGAUAAAACUGGAGAGUUCCCUUGGCCAUUAGUUAAAAAGGCAUGGAAAUUGGGUUUAAUGAAUGGACAUAUUCCAAAUAAGUAUGGCGGCAUGGGACUUGAUGUACUCACUAAUUGUUUAAUUGAUGAACAAUUGGGAUAUGGCUGUGCUGGAAUUAUGGCGCCAAUUGUGGUUACGUCAAUUGGACAAUUGCCAGUUAUCAUUGCAGGAAACGAAGAACAAAAAAAGGAAUAUCUGGGGCGAUUAACAGAAGAACCGUUACUAACUGGAUAUUGUGCAACAGAGCCUAGUGCUGGGUCUGAUGUUAAUGGCAUUAUGACUAAAGCUGUAAAGAAAGGUGAUGAAUAUAUAUUAAACGGACAAAAAAUGUGGAUAACAAAUGGUGGUGUAGCUAACUGGUACUUUGUAUUAGCUAGAACUGAUCCAAAUCCAAAAGCGCCUGCAAAUAAAGCUUUUACUGGAUUCAUAGUUGACGCUAAUACUCCGGGAGUUACGCCUGGUCGGAAAGAAAUAAAUAUGGGACAGAGAGCUUCUGAUACAAGAGGAAUAACUUUUGAAGAGGUAAGGAUAUCAAAAGCGAAUGUUCUUUCCAGAGAAGGCGACGGAUUUAAAAUAGCAAUGCAAACAUUUGACAAAACUAGACCAAUGGUAUCGGCAGGUGCUGUAGGUUUGUCUCAAAGAUGUUUAGAUGAAUCAUUAAAUUAUUCUUUACAAAGAAAAACAUUUGGUGUUCCUAUUGCAACCCAUCAAGCUAUAGCAUUUAUGUUGGCUGAUAUGGCCGUUGCAAUAGAACUUGGAAGACUUUCUUAUCAAAAAGCUGCUUGGGAAAUAGAUAACGGUAUAAAAAAUAGUUAUUCUGCAGCAAUUUCAAAACUUUUCACCGCUGAUAACGCAAUGCGAAUUGCUAUAGAUGCUGUUCAAAUUUUUGGUGGCUGUGGAUUUAAUUCUGAAUAUCCAGUAGAAAAAUUAAUGAGAGAUGCAAAAAUUUUGCAAAUAUACGAAGGAACUUCUCAAAUACAACGUAUAAUUAUAUCUAGAAUUUUAUUAGAAAAAUCAAAGGCCUAAUAGUCAUAUUAGAUCCUGGAUUUACUACUUUCGUUGCAUUUAUUUAUGGUUUUUUACAUAAAAAUUUUUUAUCAAAUUUCUGUAUUUUAAUUAUAAUGUUAUAGUUCCU
Molecule: messenger RNA, 1803 nt
Organism: Condylostylus longicornis
Lineage: Eukaryota; Metazoa; Arthropoda; Insecta; Diptera; Dolichopodidae
Product: medium-chain specific acyl-CoA dehydrogenase, mitochondrial-like
Exons: 5
Coding region: 450-1694 (414 amino acids)
Biological process (GO): fatty acid beta-oxidation; medium-chain fatty acid catabolic process
Cellular component (GO): mitochondrion
Molecular function (GO): flavin adenine dinucleotide binding; medium-chain fatty acyl-CoA dehydrogenase activity
Source: RefSeq, a predicted model, not a curated record